Molecule: messenger RNA, 7265 nt
Organism: Meleagris gallopavo (turkey)
Lineage: Eukaryota; Metazoa; Chordata; Aves; Galliformes; Phasianidae
Source: RefSeq, a predicted model, not a curated record
GUGGCAGCGGUCAUCGGCUGGCAAAAAUGUGACCCCGCUUCUGUUCUGUCCAUCUCCCGAUCUCCUUGCCCCUUUUCCCUGCAGGAUCCCGCCGGGAUUUUUGAGCUGGUCGAAGUGGUUGGCAAUGGCACGUAUGGGCAAGUCUACAAGGGUCGACAUGUCAAAACGGGCCAGUUGGCAGCCAUCAAAGUCAUGGACGUUACUGAGGACGAAGAAGAAGAAAUCAAACUGGAGAUUAAUAUGCUAAAGAAAUAUUCUCAUCACAGAAAUAUUGCAACUUAUUAUGGUGCUUUCAUUAAGAAAAGUCCUCCAGGACAUGAUGACCAACUGUGGCUUGUUAUGGAGUUUUGUGGAGCAGGCUCUAUCACAGACCUUGUGAAGAACACGAAAGGGAAUACUCUGAAAGAAGACUGGAUAGCAUACAUCUCCAGAGAGAUUCUCAGGGGGCUGGCACAUCUUCAUGCCCACCAUGUGAUUCACAGGGAUAUCAAAGGGCAAAAUGUGUUGUUAACAGAGAAUGCAGAAGUGAAACUCGUGGAUUUUGGUGUGAGCGCUCAGCUGGACAGGACAGUUGGCAGGAGAAACACUUUCAUUGGAACUCCAUACUGGAUGGCUCCAGAAGUUAUUGCCUGUGAUGAAAAUCCAGAUGCUACGUAUGAUUACAGAAGUGACCUCUGGUCCUGCGGCAUUACAGCCAUAGAAAUGGCAGAAGGAGCUCCCCCACUUUGUGACAUGCAUCCCAUGAGGGCACUCUUUCUGAUACCCAGAAACCCUCCCCCACGGUUAAAAUCCAAGAAAUGGUCAAAAAAGUUUUUCAGCUUUAUAGAAGGUUGUCUAGUGAAGAAUUACAUGCAGCGACCUUCUACAGAGCAACUACUGAAACAUCCAUUUAUACGUGACCAACCAAAUGAAAGGCAAGUCCGAAUCCAGCUUAAGGACCAUAUAGACAGGACCAGGAAGAAGAGAGGAGAGAAAGAUGAGACGGAGUAUGAAUAUAGUGGAAGUGAGGAAGAAGAGGAGGAAGUGCCUGAACAAGAAGGAGAGCCAAGUUCCAUUGUCAAUGUGCCUGGAGAAUCAACCCUCCGACGUGAUUUCCUGAGGCUGCAGCAGGAAAACAAGGAACGAUCCGAAGCCCUUCGGAGACAGCAGCUGCUGCAGGAGCAGCAGCUCCGUGAGCAGGAGGAGUACAAGAGGCAGCUACUGGCAGAGAGACAGAAGCGCAUUGAGCAGCAGAAGGAGCAAAGGAGACGGCUGGAAGAGCAACAAAGAAGAGAACGGGAAGCUCGCAGGCAACAAGAGCGUGAGCAAAGGCGGAGGGAACAGGAAGAAAAAAGACGUCUGGAAGAAAUGGAGAGGAGACGUAAGGAAGAGGAAGAGAGAAGAAGAGCAGAGGAGGAAAAGAGGAGGGUAGAAAGGGAGCAGGAGUAUAUCAGGCGACAGCUAGAAGAGGAGCAGCGGCACUUGGAAAUUCUACAGCAGCAGCUGCUCCAGGAGCAGGCCAUGUUACUGGAAUACAGAUGGCGAGAGAUGGAGGAGCAUCGACAGGCAGAGCGGCUCCAGCGCCAGUUGCAGCAGGAGCAAGCCUACCUCCUGUCACUGCAGCAUGAUCACAGGCGGCAGCAGCAGCAGCAGCAGCAGCAACAGCAGCAGCAACAGCAGCAGCAGCAGGAAAGAAAUAAACAAAGCUAUCAUACCCCUGAGCCAAAAUCCCACUAUGAGCCUGCUGAAAGAGCGCGUGAGGUGGAGGAGAGAUUUAGAAAAACUAAUCAAGGCUCCCCUGAAGCACAGUCUAAGCAGAUGGGCAAAGUGUUGGAGCCACCAGUGCCUUCAAGAUCAGAGUCCUUUUCCAAUGGAAACUCAGAACCUGCUCAGCCUGCCCUGCAGAGGCCAAUGGAGCCCCAAGUACAGUGGUCCCAUCUGGCAUCUCUCAAGAACAAUGUUUCCCCUGUCUCGCGAUCCCAUUCCUUCAGUGACCCUUCUCCCAAAUUUGCUCAUCACCAUCUUCGUUCCCAGGACCCAUAUCCACCUUCACGCAGUGAAGUGCUAAAUCAGAGUUCUGACUCUAAGUCGGAGGUACCCGACCCCACCCAAAAGGCUUGGGCUAGAUCAGACAGUGACGAGGUGCCUCCAAGGGUACCUGUGAGAACAACAUCCCGAUCACCAGUUCUGUCCCGUCGUGAUUCUCCACUGCAGGGCAGUGGGCAGCAAAAUAACCAAGCAGGUCAAAGAAACUCCACGAGCAAUAUAGAGCCUCGCCUGCUGUGGGAAAGGGUGGAAAAGCUCGUACCAAGACCAGGCAGUGGCAGUUCUUCAGGUUCAAGCAACUCUGGCUCCCAGCCUGGUUCCCACCCUGGCUCUCAGAGUGGGUCUGGCGAGCGGUUCCGGAUGAGAUCAUCAUCCAAAUCAGAGGGUUCACCAUCACAGCGUCAUGAAAGUGCACCUAAAAAGCCUGAAGAGAAGAAGGAGGUCUUCAGACCUAUCAAGCCUGCUGAUUUAACUGCAUUGGCAAAGGAGCUGCGAGCAGUAGAAGAUGUGCGACCUCCGCAUAAAGUGACAGAUUAUUCGUCCUCAAGUGAGGAGUCAGGGACGACAGAUGAAGAAGAUGAUGAUAUGGAACAAGAAGGAGCAGAUGAAUCUACUUCUGGACCAGAUGAUGUCCGAGCAGUGUCAACACUGAACUUGAGCAAUGGUGAAACAGAGUCUGUAAAAACUAUGAUUGUCCAUGAUGAUGUGGAGAGUGAACCUGCCUUGACUCCUUCUAAGGAGGGCACCUUAAUUGUCCGACAGAGUACAGUUGACAAAAAGCGUGCCAGCCAUCAUGAGAGCAAUGGCUUUGCCGGUCGCAUUCACCUCUUGCCAGAUCUCUUACAGCAAAGCCAUUCCUCCUCCACUUCCUCCACCUCCUCUUCCCCAUCCUCCAGCCAGCCGACACCCACCAUGUCCCCACAGACACCCCAGGACAAGCUAACUACUAAUGAGACUCAGUCCGCUAGUAACACACUCCAGAAACACAAAUCUUCCUCCUCCUUUACACCUUUUAUAGACCCCAGAUUACUACAGAUUUCUCCAUCUAGUGGGACAACUGUGACUUCUGUGGUAGGAUUUUCUAGUGAAGCAAUGAGAUCAGAGGCAAUAAGACAAGACCCAACGCGGAAAGGAUCAGUUGUCAACGUGAAUCCUACAAAUACACGACCACAAAGUGAUACCCCAGAGAUCCGCAAAUACAAGAAAAGAUUCAAUUCUGAGAUACUGUGUGCUGCCUUAUGGGGAGUGAACUUGUUAGUGGGCACGGAAAGUGGUCUGAUGCUGCUAGACAGAAGUGGUCAGGGGAAGGUUUAUCCACUCAUCAAUCGAAGAAGAUUCCAGCAAAUGGAUGUACUUGAAGGGCUAAAUGUCUUGGUGACAAUUUCUGGUAAGAAGAACAAAUUGCGAGUUUACUAUUUGUCCUGGUUGAGAAAUAAAAUCCUUCACAAUGAUCCCGAAGUAGAAAAGAAACAGGGUUGGACAACGGUGGGUGACUUGGAAGGCUGUGUGCACUAUAAAGUUGUAAAAUAUGAAAGAAUCAAAUUCUUGGUAAUUGCAUUGAAGAGUUCUGUGGAAGUCUAUGCAUGGGCGCCAAAGCCAUACCACAAAUUUAUGGCCUUUAAGUCAUUUGGUGAAUUGGUACAUAAGCCAUUACUGGUGGAUCUAACUGUAGAAGAGGGUCAGAGACUAAAAGUCAUUUAUGGUUCCUGUGCUGGCUUCCAUGCUGUUGAUGUGGAUUCAGGAUCAGUCUACGAUAUUUAUCUACCAACACAUAUCCAGAGCAGUAUCCAACCUCAUGCAAUCAUAAUUCUCCCAAAUACGGAUGGAAUGGAGCUACUGGUCUGUUAUGAGGAUGAAGGAGUUUAUGUAAACACAUAUGGAAGGAUCACCAAGGAUGUGGUUCUGCAGUGGGGAGAAAUGCCAACUUCAGUUGCAUACAUUCGAUCCAAUCAGAUUAUGGGCUGGGGAGAAAAAGCGAUCGAAAUACGCUCGGUAGAAACUGGACACUUGGACGGUGUGUUCAUGCACAAAAGGGCACAAAGACUCAAGUUCUUAUGUGAACGUAAUGACAAGGUUUUCUUUGCCUCUGUACGGUCAGGUGGAAGCAGUCAAGUUUAUUUCAUGACCCUUGGCAGGACUUCUCUUCUGAGCUGGUAGAAGCAGUGGGCUUUGGCAAGGAAUUGCUGACAUCCAGAGUCUGAGAUCUUCAUAACUCGGAAUUAUUUUCAACUGGAGUACAGACCUGCACUAAUGCAGCACUCUGUGUAAAUGUGUGUGCAGGCAUCACUGGUGUUAGGUUUCUUUUUGUUUUUCAACUGAGGCUGCGAGGCAGCUGGUGCUGUAAAGAUAUUGCCAUCAGGUGCUACAGUGUCUUUGAGGUUUGGGAUCACGCUAGAAAGCUACAGGUCUUUUUUUGCCUUCAGCUCCAGGAUUCCUAGGCUUUGAAGGACUCUGUUUGUUAGUGUUAAAACAGAGGGGGGGAAAAAGGAAAACAAACAGAUUUACCAUGAACAUGCUGUUGAGUGGACAGGAGGCAGGCAAGAGAAGGUGAGAAGUGGUGUAGAGAGUCAGAAAGGCUGAAACAGAAGGGCAGAUCUAGUCUAUCUAGUAAUGUUAACAAUGUAUUUAAUUGACAUUUCUUUUUUUGUAAUGUGACAAUAUGUGGACGAAGAGGAAGGUGCAGGUUUUAAGAAGUUAAUAUUUAUAAAAUGUGAAAGAUGCAGUGACUAGGAUGGAGAACUUCUUGGGGACAGGGAGGGUGGGAUGGGGUCAGGGUGGAAUUCUUGUUUUUUUUUGUUUCUGCAGUUUCCUUUGGCCUGGCCAAUAACUUUAGUCAUUUUCUGUGUACCAGGUAUUGCCUGAAACAUGUGCAGGAUAGGGUUAAAAAAAGGAAAAAGGAAAAAAAAAAAAAAAAGGAAAAAAACAAGAAAAAAAAGAGAAAAAAAGUUCAUUUUCUAUAAUGAUUCUGUGUUAGGCCAGAACUUGGUUAUGUCACAGUAUUAGCACUGCCUCAGUUAAAGGUUUAAUUUUUGUUUAAACCUAGAAGUGCAACAACAGUUUUACCACAGUCUGCACUCGCAGAACUAAAAAAAAAAAGAAAAAAAAGAAAUAAAAUCCAAACUACAUAUGUUUAUUUUUUGUGCCUACCUCAUUGUUUUUAAUGCGUAAAAGAAAAGAGGUGGUUUAGUUUAUACAUUUUUAGAUGAAAACCAUUAAUGUCUAAUUUAAUCUUAAUACCAAAACUACCAGAUUGAAAGGUUUCUGACUGUUAUCGUGUAGCAAGUUUCAGCAGGAGGAGAGAGUGGGCCGUUGGGGCAAUAGUGGUAGCGUUAUGGCAGUGAGACACUGAUUAUUGUAAUUUGCUGACUAAAUUUGGAAAGCAAGCGUUUUUCUAAACCAGUUUCAUCCUUAAUAGAAGUCUGAAUUCAGCCUGAAACCGGAGGUUUCACUCUUCUAACAUGUGGGCUUAGCAACAGGCAGGUAAAUAACUAGGCUAGUUCUAUAAACUGUUAAAUGUUGUAGGAAACAUUUUGGGGCGGUGAUGUUUUUCUUUUUAAGAAUGCAAUGCACUAAAACUCUUUUAAGAAUGUAGUUAAUACUGCUUAUUCAUAAAAACAACGUAUACUUGUGUUUAGAUGUAAGAUCCCAGCUCUGGCUUUUUUCUUUCUUUUUUUUUUAUUUUUUAAGUCAGUUUUAUUUUAUUAAUAAGUUCUGACAUUUGUAAUAAAUGUCUUGAGAGUAAUAAUUUGUUUAAUGGCUACAUGUUCAUUACUUGAGAAAACCUUGAGUGUAUAAUAAUCUGUUGGUGAUGUAAUAAUGCACAGUGUCACGAUUCAGCCAUUUUUAUUUUCGUUUUGUUUUUGUUUUUAAUUAUUAUUAUUAUUAUUAUUAUUCCUUUGGUGGGGUACUUUGUUGACAGCUGCCUUAAGCUGUUCAUUCAGUGAACAGGCUCUCAGUGUUCCGUGGGCUUUGUCUUCUGCUACGUUGAACUUUUCUCUCCUGGCAUGGCAGGUAGGGCUUUUCCAGCACGUGUGCUCCAGCCAGCCAGCGCCCAGCCGCGAGCACGAGCUGUGCGGAGCUGAGACUCAGCCAACUUUCUUUUGAUAUCAAUCCGACUGCUGUAAAUCCUUCAAACCCAAGCAGCGUUUCUGCUGAAGGCUCCUUCGAACGUCACAGACAGUGUAAGAGUGAGUGGUAGAUGCGUACCACGAGUGCAUGUACACACACCCCACACACCAAAAGAAUUAAAACUCAAGAAAGCCUUACAUUUGCUGGCAGAGGAGUACGUAGAAAUAUUUUUUUUAACCGUGUGACUUUUGGAUAGCGUUGAAGGUGAAGGAUGUGUUCUUUUCAUGCCUGGCGCGGUCAGCCAGAGGAACGAUGAACCUUUUGUACUCUCAUGAACUAAAGGGGACUCGGAGAAGCAACGCGGGUGUAAUCACACAUCGGCCCUGUAGUGUAGCUUACCCCAGCUGAUUUGACCCAAUGUCAGUCUGCGUGAUUUAACUCUUCCAGCGCUCUGUGCUCCAAAAUCAAUGUAGUCCUUGAAAGCUGAUGCUGUUCUCCCAGAGGAAGAUGCUCCUGUGCUGUUAGGGAUUCCCAGGUCACGGAUGCACGCUGUUGGCGUUGGGAGGCUCCCGGUGGGAAGCUCCCUCUGUCUUUGCCUCCGUAGAAGUGCCAGGACAGCGACAUGGCAAGGUAAACCCAGUAUUACAAAACCACUACGUAUACAGACAUCGAACUCUAAACAGUGCUUUUGUAAGCAAAGAAGAAAAGAAAAGCUCCUAGGUUUAGUUUUAAGCUUUAAUAAGUAAUAAUUUUCUGUAUCUUUAAGUCAAAGUAACCCUAACUUGUAUGACUGCAGUGUUUUUAUUUUUUAUCUUAUGCACAUGUUAUGUUGGAGAAAAUGUUUACAAAAAUGGUUUUGUUACACUAAUGUGCAUCACAUAUUUAUGGUUUAUUUGAAAGUGAUUUUUGUGGGUUUUUUAGUUUUUCAUAGUAGUAGUAGUACACUUUUUGUGAUUUAUAACCCCAGGUUCUGCUGAUUAUAAAGAUGCUAAACAAUACUACAAAAUGACAAACUGCAUUAAAAAUUACUAAUCGUAGAGCUGCAAAGCAGACUGGUGACAAGUAAAACACUCAGCCUUUUUUUUGCAGUGCUAUCUAACUUGUCUUCUGUGUAUUAUGGAAAUUACUGUUUUUUCCCCGUUUUUCCUUAAAUAAAGUCAAAUUGACACCUA